AAAGAGCAGCAACGACCACGCAAUCAGCCCCUGUCACCACUCCUUCAACCCCUCAAUUGACUCAAGUCCCUGGCGUCGUACACAGGAGACUCGUCAUGUUCUACCAACAGAACCUCCUCACCGAUAAAAAAUCAGGUCUCGGUGUCGUCUGGCUCGCUGCAACCCUCGGCAACAAGUCACACGUCCGUAAGCUACAAAAACGUGACAUCCUGUCUGUAGAUGUUCCCAAGGCAUGUGCGUAUCUGCAAGCACCACCACAGCCAUUGGCACUGAGGACGAGCAGUUCCUUGAUGGUUGGUGUUGCUCGUGUUUUGGACCAGCAGUACACCUUCUUCUACGCGGAUGUCUCUCAAGCACAUACAAAGUUGAGGCAGCAGCUCAUGAGUAUGUCGGAGAAAGAUCCAGCAACGCUUGAGCUUCCACGCCAAGCACGUUCUCGUAUGGAUGCCGUCACGCUGCCGGAUGAUCCCAUGUUUGAUCUCGACUUUGCCAACCAAGGCGCUCUUGACUUUCUCAACCACGAUCUUGAGGAUCUCAUGAAAAUGGACAUGACAAAGGACGACAAUUUCUCAAACCUCUCAGCGCGUCAUACAAGUGAAGCCAGUGGACUUCCAAGCGGUGCAAGUCCUAGCAUCUCACUACCCGGUGGCUUCUCAUCCCACGAUUUACCACCACCAAGUCGCUCUCGCACUGGUCUCGGCAACUUGGAUCUCCAUGGACUCCUUGAAGAAGAGACAGACCCACUUGGACCAGAUGGUGCUGGAGACAUGCUUGACUUUGAGUUUGACAAUCUCGGGCAAAUGCAAGACGUUGAACCAACGCAAGGUGGCGACUUUGAGCCAUCUGAAAAACGUAGUGUCGAGGAUGAAAGCACACUCUAUGAUGUUGACCGAGUCCGCAAGAAGCCUAGAGUUGACGUUGAUCCGCUUGGCGUAUUCAAUGAGCAAGAUGAAGAUCGCGCUGCAGGACUCUUUGGUGAUUAUGGCAUGUCCCCACUGCCCCUGGCUCAAUCCACGCCACGACCAGAUGGAGGCGCCAGGGAGUUUGAUUUCUUCGAUGAUGCCGGUAUGGACGUUCUCGUCCCAGAGGACGGACAGGCGGCAGUAGCAGCAACAGCUGCGACCAAGAAACGAAGGCACACAUCGAGGGUUCUCGACGACCAGGAAAUUCAAGUACCAACAGCGACUAUGGUCGCUUGGCGUGAAGACUACGAAACACGCAUGGCUACGCUUAACAAGAGACGCAAAUUACGUAAGGAUGAGAUGGAUAAACAAACGUUCCAGCUCAUCUGGGGAUUCAAUCAUGCACUUUUGCAUCCAGACUUGACCACACUCUACUGCAAGAACCCUUAUGCAGCACAACGCGCACCAACGACGUACGAUCAGCGCGCAAACACGCCUCCUUUGGUCGAAUUUGAUAAUCAGCCAGAAUACCCUAUGAACUUUGACAUGGAUGCACCAGGUAUUGGAGACUUUGAUGGUGCAGAUGUGGAGAUUGGUCGUCGGGCACCUUCGCAAGAUCCAGCGGACACUGUCUUGAGUAUUCGGCAACAGACACUACCUUGGAACAUCUCGCGCACCGAUCGAACACCUUCUGUGGGAGGACGUGAUUAUGGCUCUGUUGAGCAUGGUCGAGCAGGUAGCCUCGGUACGCCCGUGCCAUUUAGCUUCAUGGAAACGCCUCAACCUGCUUCUGCGCUUGGCGGAAGCAAUGCUCGCCGAGGAACUCUACGCCCUGGUAGUCGUCUGAGUAGUGCCGCAGUCGCUGGAAUUGGUGGCCUCGAACGGCUCGACAGUCUGGAUGCUCCUGCAGAUUUGUCCAUUGACAACAUUUUGGACAAUGCCGGCGAUGAUCCUAGUUCUGGCUUGACGAAUCGGGCUGCUGGUGUUGGGCAAGGCAUUGAUACACAAAUGGCCAAUGAUUCUCAGUUUCUGCUAAGUACACUUCAGCAGGAAAGCUACAACUUUUUCGAAUAUACGCGUGAGCGCAUUGCACAGCAUGACAGUGUGGACGGCCAAGAGGGUGCUAUCUUGUUUGAGAACCUGGUUGAACCAAAGACGAGCGACCGAUUCGUCGCAUCCCAGGCCUUUUCGCAUGUCCUGUUGCUUGCUUCCAAGGGCGCAAUUCACGUCACUCAGGAAGUCCCGUACGGCUCAAUCAUGGUGCACGAUCUGGUGGAAAGUGCUUGAUCAGUCGGAGGCGACAUGUGCAGCAUUCUCAAGUAGGGUUCUUUUCUUUUCUAGUAGCAAUUUCAUGCCAUGUUCUUCUUAACAUCAAUACGCCUGA
Messenger RNA from Protomyces lactucae-debilis, 2286 nucleotides. Its product is annotated as Rec8 like protein-domain-containing protein. The record is from RefSeq and is a predicted model, not a curated record. Gene Ontology annotation, cellular component: synaptonemal complex; cohesin complex. Gene Ontology annotation, biological process: mitotic sister chromatid cohesion; synaptonemal complex assembly; replication-born double-strand break repair via sister chromatid exchange. The coding region runs from base 96 to 2189 and encodes 697 amino acids. Gene Ontology annotation, molecular function: protein binding; chromatin binding. The transcript has 5 exons. NCBI's taxonomy places the organism in Eukaryota, Fungi, Ascomycota, Taphrinomycetes, Taphrinales, Protomycetaceae.